AUGAAGGCAGGAAGAAGAAGGAUAGGCAGCAGAUCGGCGUCGACAUCUGCUCCCAUACUCACGAUAGCCCUCAGUAUCGUCGCGAGCGUUGCUGCCAUCCCGAUCGAUUACUUUCCACUGAACUCCCAGUUACCGCCCGUAGCGCGCGUUUCCGAGCCCUUCACUUUCACCCUUUUGCCGCAGACCUUCUCCUCGUCGCUCGACAUCACGUACAGCCUGUCGGCCGAUGCGCCGGCCUGGCUCUCGCUCGAUAGCGACACCCGCACACUGUCCGGGACGCCGGGGGACGAGGAUGUGCCGCGGACCUCAGGAGCGGCGGGGGCUGGAGAAGCAGCGGUGGUCGGCGUACCCAUCUCACUGGUGGCGACGGACGCAACGGGCAGCGCAACGUCGAACGCGACGCUCGUGGUGUCACGCGACACAGCACCCGCAGUUGCCUUGCCCCUGGCCGAGCAGAUUUUCAAGUUCGGCGCAUAUUCGGCGCCGUUGUCACUGUUGCUACCCCCGAAACGAGACUUCUCGUUUGAAUUCGCAGAAGACACCUUCCAGACCAACGGCAACCAGUCGCAACUCAGUUACUACGCAGUAUCCGAAGACAACGCGCCACUACCGUCCUGGGUCACGUUUGAUUCGGGCACCCUAGCCUUCUCGGGUACCACACCUCCUUUCGAGUCUCUGGUCCAACCGCCGCAGACUUUUGGGUUCCAGCUUGUGGCCUCGGACGUGGUGGGCUUCUCGUCAGCAGCAAUCCCGUUCUCGAUCGUGGUCGGGGUCCACGAGCUCACAUCAGAUGUGCCGGUAAUCAAGCUCAACACGACACGCGGCAUGCUCCUCGAAUAUACGGAUCUGCCGCAAGUGCUGAAGAUAGACGAUCGCCCACUGCAAAUGGAAGACGUGGCUUCCAUCACGGCUGUCAACCUGCCACCCUGGUUCGCCUUCGACGGGGAGACAUGGGCUUUAACCGGAACGCCAGAUUCCAAGGCCAAACCGACAAACGUCACGAUCGCGGUCGUGGACCAUUUCACGGAUAGCCUCAACGUAACGCUGGCGAUUGAGUUUGAAGACGCGCUCUUCGUGUCUGACUUACCGGACCUGAACGUGACGGUCGGCGAUGACUUCUCGUUUGGCUUGAAGCGAUUCUUAUUCGACCCCAUGGACACGGAGGUUACGGUCGAGAGCGAGCCGGACGGGCCCUGGGUCCAUUUUGACGACUCGUCGUUGACGCUCUCGGGAACGGUUCCAGAACCACUGUCUGCCGGAUUCGCGAAUGAAGUCCGCGUCACCUUUAACGCCACCUCUAGGAGGACCGCGGCUGUAGAGAUCAAGUAUAUGAACAUCCACGUCGCACCGCCCACCACGUCAGGUCCCACGAAACCUACCGCAACACUUGCCCCUAAACCGACUUCCGAGUCCAGCGGCUCCGACAAAAGCCUGCUCUGGCUCAUCAUAAUACCCGUGCUUCUCAUACUAGCGAUAAUCCUGUUACUGUUCUAUAUGCGCAGGCGGCGGCAGCGACCGAAUAACUUCAAUGUUGGAGAUGUAUCCGCGCCCAUACCUGGCACUUUCGUAGCGAACGGGUCGGCCGGAUCUCUGCAUGACAUGCAGAAGAUGCUGGACCUUGGGCCACCGCAUGCAGAGGGCAGCACGUCGGUGCAUCAGACAGAGAGACUCGCAGCUGCUAAUUCGUCGAACUUGCGGUCCUCUUAUGCGACGUCGGAUCCGAGAGUGCACCGCGGAGAGGCCACGGGCCCGCACGCCUUCACGAUGCAUUCGGGCGCGGUUAGGCCGACCAGGCACAGUAACAUUCUCCUAGAAUCCAGAGACUCGUGGCUCGCAGGCCACACAGGACAAUUCGCAGAGAAGAACGGAGACACGGACCAGGUGAGCCUGCUGUCGGAUACGAGUCUCGGGGAAGGCGACGAUCAUGUCACGCAAGCUUCAUCGUCCAGUGCGGGUCGUUACCCUGGAGAUCAGGUCAGGAGUAACUGGCUAGAGGUUCCAAUGAUCGGGGAGCCCUUCAGUAUACAGCAUACGCCCGAAGUUGCGUACACGGCGGGAAGGGGGUACGAGUAUAGCUCCGACGAGGAUGUCCUUCCAGCUGUCGGAUACGCCACACGGCCGAAGUCAGGACAGCAACAGGAGAAGGGGCUCGGGCUGCGCGGUGUUGGUCACCGGCUCUCCAAAGCCUGGAUACAGGGGAAUGCAUCCAAGCUCCUAAACGACAUAAAGCGUCACAGUACCCACAGCACCUCUACAGCCUUGACAACGCGCACAAGUAUCCUCACGUCGUGCGUUGCUGAGGAGGCCACCAAGACAACUGCCAAUGUGAUUACAAAACCGACCGUAGUCCAUAUCCCCAGCAAACCCGGCGAGGCACGGCGAGUCAGCCGGAGGACGCACGGCACGACACCGUUGUUUGGUGGCGGCUCGGUCAUCAAGUCGCCACGAAAUCUGAGGUUGUCGGCUUCCACGUCGUCAGCGUCCGUCAAUGAUGAGCUGCCGCUACCGCCACCGGCCUUUAAGGAAUCCACUGUCGCAUCCUGCGAUAGCGAUACGGCGUGGAAUCGGCUCGCAAGGAACUCCUUGGGCAUCGCAUACAAGGACCUUGUCCGGGCAGGCCCGGCAGAGAGAAGAGCAUUACUCAGGGAGCGAGAUCCGUUGGCCGGCCUCUCGCAGAGUGAUAAUUGGCGAACCCACCAUACCACGCACCAGCUCAUGUCGCCUGACCAAUGGCCAAUACCUGACAAUUUUACCGGCAUAGGAAUCCCUCCUGAAGCGACCCGGAAUAGAAGCGAGCCGCCUCAGACUGCGCCCUUGAAGAGGGUCACGACGACAGGCGAACCAGCUACACCCAGGGGCAAAGGCAAAGGCAGAGCGACCCAGACUCGUCGUGCUUCUCGUGGGUCCGGGUCCGACUCUCUCAAGUCACAGACGCCGUCAACAUCUUCGAGAACCAAGCGCAGGUCUUCGCGCCAGGGAAGUUUGCGCAUUAGCCGAAUUCGAGAGAAGCGAGCUACCGACGAGCUUCGUGCCACGAUUUCACAUACGCCCUCAUCAAGCAACGAGUGGGCUCUGCCGGCGGCCAUGAGGCCCUUGCCCGAGACGCCGACACGACCGAGCAGAGCGCCACUGACCCAUCGUCUGAACGCGUCGAACGCCAGACCGGGAGACAGAAUGCUAGGGGGGAGAAGCGCAGUCUCCAAGCGGAGCCAAAGAACAAUGCGCAGUGCCAAAAGCGUACCGAGUGUAUGGGCGGACGACAACGAGGACGACGACGACGCGUGGGAAGAUAUACGACCACCUGAGUCGACGGUUGGUGGCUGGGACGAGGAGCAAAGUGAGGGAAGCUUUUUGGCCUAUAUCUAG
Anthostomella pinea is the source of this 3366-nucleotide messenger RNA. Lineage: Eukaryota; Fungi; Ascomycota; Sordariomycetes; Xylariales; Xylariaceae. The record is from the annotation of a GenBank genome assembly.